Messenger RNA from Nelumbo nucifera (sacred lotus), 1954 nucleotides. RefSeq names its product protease Do-like 10, mitochondrial. Gene Ontology annotation, molecular function: serine-type endopeptidase activity; protein binding. NCBI's taxonomy places the organism in Eukaryota, Viridiplantae, Streptophyta, Magnoliopsida, Proteales, Nelumbonaceae. Gene Ontology annotation, biological process: proteolysis. The record is from RefSeq and is a predicted model, not a curated record.
GAAACGAACCAACGAGCUCCGAGAGGAAGUGAGGAACCAUGCUGAACUCCUCUUUUCGGACAGUUCGUAGGCUCUGCUCUCUUCGCACUCUUCUCGUUCACUCUCGUCGUCUCCCUCUCUCAGACGAAAUCCUCUCCGAGUCCUCUCUUCUGUCUAGAGUUCCUCCUCUGCGCUGCUCCCCUACUCCAACUACCAUUGCUUGUUCGUUCUGUUCUACUUCUAUUACUACUAACUUCAUCAAUGACAACAAUGGGCAUGUACCUCCUCCAGUCUCGGAUGAGAAGAAAUUGGAAGAAUUUCGAUUCACAGAUCCGUAUUCGGCUAUAGAGCUCGUUCUCGACUCUGUAGUGAAGAUAUUCACAGUGACGAGCAGCCCCAACUAUUUCCUUCCAUGGCAGAAUAAGUCACAGCGAGAAACAAUGGGUUCCGGAUUUGUUAUCUCUGGGAGAAGGAUCCUAACAAAUGCUCAUGUAGUAGCUGAUCAUACAUUUGUACUUGUGAGAAAGCAUGGUUCCCCGACCAAGUAUAGAGCAGAAGUUCAAGCGGUUGGACAUGAAUGUGAUUUGGCUAUUCUUGUUGUUCAAAGUGAAGAGUUUUGGGAGGGAAUGAAUUGUUUGGAGCUUGGAGAUAUUCCAUUUUUACAGGAAGCUGUGGCUGUUGUUGGAUACCCACAAGGUGGAGACAAUAUCUCUAUUACUAAAGGUGUUGUCUCUAGAGUUGAACCAACUCAAUAUGUCCAUGGUGCAACCCACCUCAUGGCUAUACAAAUUGAUGCAGCCAUUAAUCCAGGGAACAGUGGAGGCCCUGCAAUCAUGGGUGACAAAGUUGCUGGUGUAGCUUUUCAAAACCUUUCAGGUGCAGAGAAUAUUGGGUAUAUAAUUCCAGUCCCUGUAAUAAAGCAUUUUAUAAGUGGUGUAGAGGAAAGUGGAAAAUACAUUGGAUUUUGCUCUCUAGGUUUGUCGUGCCAGCCUACAGAAAGCAUGCAACUGAGAGAGCAUUUCCAUAUGCGCCCUGAUAUGACUGGGGUUCUUGUCUGCAAGAUUAAUCCUCUUUCAGAUGCCAAUCGGGUGCUAAAGAAAGACGAUAUCAUCCUUGCAUUUGAUGAUGUGCCUAUAGCAAAUGAUGGAACGGUUCCUUUUCGGAACAGGGAGCGGAUAACGUUUGAUCAUUUGGUCUCAAUGAAGAAACCCAAUGAAACAGCUAAAGUUACGGUGUUGAGGAAUGGUGUAGAGUAUGAAUUCAACAUUACCCUCCUACCUUUGCAGCCAUUAGUUCCAGUUCAUCAGUUUGAUAAGCUGCCUAGUUAUUUCAUUUUUGCGGGUCUGGUUUUUGUUCCAUUGACCCAGCCAUACCUUCAUGAAUAUGGGGAAGACUGGUAUAACACUUCACCCCGUCGAUUGUGUGAACGUGCAUUGAGGGAAUUGCCUAAGAAGGCUGGUGAACAACUUGUCAUUCUUUCUCAGGUGUUGAUGGAUGAUGUCAAUACGGGGUAUGAGCGUCUUGCAGAAAUGCAGGUAAAGAAAGUAAAUGGUGUUGAAGUUGAGAAUCUGAAACAUCUGUGUAGACUUGUAGAGGAUUGUAGUGAAGAGAGCUUAAGAUUUGAUUUAGAUGAUGAUAGGGUAAUUGUUUUGAACUAUCAAUCGGCAAAGGUUGCCACAUCUCGGAUCUUGAAGCGCCACAGAAUACCUUCUGCCAUGUCAAAUGACCUGAUUGAGGAACAAAAAGAAGAAUCACAAACGGAGUUGGCCAGCUUGAGAUGAUGCACUUUUUUAUUUUUUUAUUUUUUAUUUUUGUACUCCCUUCUCUGAGAUUUUUUUAUGGCUGGUAAGUUAUCCAGUUGGCUAAUUUACUGUUCACAAUCAUCGCAGUAGUCCGUUCUUUGUGAUGGCUUCUGAAUUAAUUUUCGAUUUUCAUCUUUUUGCGUUGAAAAAAAAAAGCUCUCUUACCAAAUCAA